Messenger RNA from Eimeria mitis, 2109 nucleotides. RefSeq lists its product as uncharacterized. The transcript has a single exon. The record is from RefSeq and is a predicted model, not a curated record. Bases 1 to 2109 code for a protein of 702 amino acids. NCBI's taxonomy places the organism in Eukaryota, Apicomplexa, Conoidasida, Eucoccidiorida, Eimeriidae.
AUGAGGCUGAAAUCAGAGGAAGAGAAGGAGAAUGCGAGCUGCAGCUGGAUCCGCAGCAGCAACAGCAACAGCAGCAGCAGCAGCAGCAGCAGCAACAGCAAGGAUCUUGAAAGCCCCAAGCAAGCGGCAACGACGUCUGCCGCUGCAGCAAGCCUUAUCACGUGCGAAAGUAGCCAAGUGACAGCGGAAGCAGCAACAGCAGCAGCAGCAGCAGCAACAGCAGCAGCAGCAACAGCAACGGAAAUUGCAGCAGCAGGAUCAGCAGGAGGCAGCAGCCGCAGCAAGCGUGUCCGCUGCAUGCGAUCCGCAGCAGAAGCAACAGCAGCAGCACCUGCUGUUGUGGAUACACCUCAGAAGGUUAGACAUCUAAGCAGCAGCAGCACAAGCAGCCUUGACGCCUGCAGCAGCAGCAGCAGGAGGAGACGUAAGUGCACCCGCAGCAGCAGCAGCAUCACAAGCAACACCCAGGUGCGGCAGACGAGGCGCGCAGCAGCAGCAGCGACAGCAGCAGCAGCGGCUCCCCAAGCAGCAGCGCCGUCACCAGCACCAACGACACCUGCGUCAGAGGCAGCAGCACCAGCAGCGGAGGCAUCACCAGCUGCAGCAGCAGCAGCAGCAGCAGCAGCAGCAGCAGAACUUGCUCCUUCAUGCGAAGAUGUUUCAGCUGCUUCACAGCCACUGGGUGAAUCCGAAGAGCCAGAAGAAGCACAACCCGCGGACUCACCCAGCAGUAGCAGCAACAGCAGCAGCAACAGCAGCAGCAACAGCAGCAGCAACAGCAGCAGCAACGACAACGGCAGAAGCAACAGCGACCAACCAGAGGAAGAAGUAUCAUGCAGCAACAGCAGCAGCAGCAGCAGGGAAGACGUCAGCAUCGCCGCUGCAGCAGCAUGUGAUAGCGGCGCUGACGCAGCAGAAGCAAGCAGCAGCAGCAACGACAACAGCAGCAGCAGCACCAGUAGCAGCAGCCACGAAUGCAGCAGCACCAGCAGCAACACCAGCAGCAGCAGCAGCAGCAGCCAUGAGUGCAGCAGCAGCAGCACACGCACCACCUGUGCAUCCUCACAGCCUUGUGAUAUCUGCCCUUCUUGCUUCCCCCCAUUCGACUUCUCUCCGCCUCUGCUGCUGAAGCAGCAGGAGCGUUGCAGCAGGCGCAGCAGCAGCCACCAGCACCAGAACAGCAGCAGCAGCAGCAGAAGCAGCAGCAGUAGCAGCAGCAGCAGCACUAGCAACGGCCAGCAGCAGGAGUUGCAGCAGCAGCCUUUGUCUCCAUAUCCAUCUCCUUUGUUUCAGCGGCCCCGGCCUAGCUACAACUGCAGCGGGCGCAGCAGCAGCAGCAGCUUGUUUGCUGCUGGUUUUUCUCCUGCUGCACCUCAGCUGCCUCCUAUUGACCUUUGGCUUUCUCUCUCUCCUCGGGGCCCUUCGCUAGACCGCAGCAGCAGCCAGCUGUCUUGCUGCAGCAGCUUAUCUCUAGCAGUAGCGCGCCCCGUCUACCCCCAUCAGCAGCAGCAACAGCAGCAGCAGCAGCAGCAGCAGCACCAAGCGCAGCAGCAACACACGCAGCAGCAGCAGCACAUUCAGCAGCAGCAAAUGCAGCAGCAGCACAGAGCCAGUGAGGCACCCACGCAGGGCUGCUGCUGCGCGGACAGGGAACCCUCAGGCAGCAGCCACAGGCGCAAGCUGCUGCCUUGCAGCAGCAGUCUGCAGCACCAGCAGCAGCAGCAACAGCAGCAACUUCCGCAGUCUUCUCCCAUAGUUCGGAGGGCCAGGAGGCUCUCAGAUGAUACCUGUUAUAAAAGCAGCAGCAGCAGCAGCAGCAGCAGCGGUUGCUGCAGCUGCAGCAGCAGUUGCACCAGUUGCUGCUGCAGAGCUGCGGGAGCCGCGGGGCCCGAGCUUCUUGCUACAGCAGCGCAGCAGCAGCAGCAGCAGCAGCAGCAGCAGCAGGGCAGCUCAGCCGGCAUGAGAGGAGUGGGCAGCAGCAUCUAUAGCAACAGCAGCAAAAGCUGCAGCAGCAGCAACAACAAUAAUUGCAGCAGCAGCAGCAGCAGCCGCAGCAAGCAGCUCAGCAGGGAAACGCGUUUAAGGGGCCAAAAGACAGCAACGGCGUAA